GUGACGUGUCGAGAAGUGUCAAACAGGAGGAUGUAAAGAUGACCGAAAACUCUCCACAUAACCUCACUAAGAUAAUUAGUAGUCGGCGGUUUGGAUAACCUUGUUACUCGUAGGUUUAGGUUUUAUAGACUAGCCGUUCUUCAUUACUUGAAGACGGUUUAACUCACUUUCGAACCGCGACAUUGCCGUCGAGCUAACUUAGCGGCAGUUGAGCUAACCGGAGUCGGUAAACUGGCUGAGCUGGACUAAACAGGAGCGGUAACCGGCUGGGCUAAGAGUAACAUGUAACUAAUGUGAAACGGCCAGUGCUACAGUUAGCUAGCCGCUUAGGUUAGUUUCAUCGUCCAUCACUCACUUAAUUAGCGUUUAGCUCGGUAUUCAGCCGAGUAGCUGGCAGCAGGACUCAUACCGAGGGCAGAGCAAGAUGUCUCGGAGAAGGCUUGACAGUCGCAGCGGACUCUCCGCCGGGCUGCUCGCCGAAACUCAUACCCCGAUCAGCACGGAGCCGAUGGAGAGUGUGUAUGAAAUCACCGGAGAGCUGGGGAGGGGGAAGUUUGCAGUGGUGAAGCGCUGCGUAGAGAAGGCGACGGGGAAAGCGUUUGCUGCCAAGUUCCUACGAAAGAGGAGGAGAGGUCGUGACUGCCGGGCAGAAGUCAUUCAUGAGAUGGCUGUCCUGGAGGUGGCUCGUAACAACGCCCGAGUGGUCAACCUGCAUGCUGCUUAUGAAACCGAUCACGACAUUGUCUUAGUGCUGGAGUAUGCGGCGGGUGGAGAGAUAUUCGACCACUGUGUGUCUGAAGAGCUACUGCCAGAGGUCCAGAUCACCCGUCUGAUCAGGCAAACGCUGGAGGGAGUCCACUACCUCCACCAGAGCAACCUGGUUCACUUAGACCUGAAGCCACAGAACAUUCUCCUGACCAGCCCGUCCCCUCCAGGAGACAUAAAGAUUGUAGACUUUGGUCUGGCUCGCAGACUGGGUGCGGUUGGAGAGCUCAGAGAGAUUCUUGGCACACCCGAAUAUGUCGCCCCAGAGAUCCUCAAUUAUGAACCAAUCACAACAGCGACUGACCUCUGGAGUGUGGGUGUUAUAGCCUACAUGCUGGUGACGGGUGAAUCUCCGUUUGCCGGGGACGACAAGCAGGAGACGUAUCUAAACGUCUCCCAGGUCAACGUGGACUACAGCAGGGAGGCCUUCGCCAGAGUGUCAGAGCUGGCCGUGGACUUCAUCCGCAAGCUGCUGGUCAAAGCACCCGAGGAUCGGCCCAGUGCUGCAGAGUGUAUGACCCACCCCUGGCUAUGGCAGCAGCAGCAGCUCUGUCUGAGCCCUGACCCGACUACGACCCGCACCGUCCGAGAAAGGAGCUGUGGCAUCAAGUGGGCAGCCCCACCAGAAGACCCCGAAGACAAGGAGAACUUCCUGGAGUCGUCGCCUCACUCUCACGCAAAAAAGUUUCGCUUCGACGAGGAGACGCCUGCUGCUGGAGACGGUGACUUUUGAAAAAGUUAAAAAGCAAGAAAUUGAAGUAAUAAGGCAGGGGCCUUCCUCUGAGCUUUUAAAUUAUUUUAAGCCUCCAGAAAACCAUCUGUCUGCUGCCCACCACUCAACAGUACUUAGGCUGUGUUUAUAUUCCACUAAUUGAUCAGUUGCAAGAUCGACCACUCAAACCAAAGAUAACCAGCUAAAUUUUGAAAUCUGUUGCUGUUAAAAGGUGUGAAAAUUGUACAGUAUGUCUCAAUUAAUGCAGUGUGUUUAACCUUAAGUAUUUAAUUCCUUUCGUUGUUUUUUCAAAGGGCUGCAUUAAACCCUGUGUUAGCUGUCCCUAUGCAGAUGAAGUGUGUUGAGGAUUUCUAGGGAACUCUAUGCAAUAAUUCUUGUGCAUUUAAAAUCUUUGCCUUAAGGUGGGAAGCUAAGUGUUGUUAGUCAUCAACCCGUUACUGUUCAGUUGCACUUCAGCAGAAACUUGUGAUGUUGAGAUAAGCUGCUCUGCAAUGAGGAAGUGCGAUCACGUCUUCAUGUGCAUGUUGAAGAGAAUUAGGCACAGCAGCAUUAUGGGAAACCUGAUGUAGGUGGUAAAACACCCUGCUGCCCGUGCCAUGGUUGUGUUUCACAUCAAAGACAGGAUUACUCACAGCACAUUACAUUCCUAUAUGUUUGUCUUUUCCCUGGAUGUCAAACUUUCAAAUUUUCUCCAUGUGCACUGCAGACUGAGGGUUUAAAUUUAGCUCAGGGUUUUAGAUAAAACUUCUUUUUAUAGCCUAACCAUAGCGUAGGCCCCUUAAAAGACCUGACAGGCUUCCACAUUUUUCUUAUAUUUAGGUUGUUGUGAAAGGCCGAAAGUGAGCAGCGGUAUUCAUGGCAUUAUUGUUUGUGCUGCCCCAGUGUAGCAGAAACUAACAGCUCCAAAAGAAGCAGUGACUCAAGCAAAUUGUUCAAAUGCCACACCCGCAUUUACUCAAUUUCCUCACUGAGCUGCAAGUUCCUCUUUGUUAUACAUGACUUUAGCACUUACUUCACCAGCACACGUAUUGAACUGAUAAGCAAACGGGGAGCUAUUUAUGAAAGCGUGUCCUUCAGAGGUUCACUGUCUUUCACCAAAGCCAUUCAGUCUGCGAGUCCUCUUGGGUCAGGGUGCCUGAAGUGAUCUAUUCCUGUUGUUGUUCAUCUCAGGGCAUGCUGCUCACUCUCUGCUCACUUUGUUUUGUAUUCUUAAUGUUAUUCUUAUAGGCCUAUUAUUAUUUAUGUGCUGGACUUAUACUUUAUAUUUUUAUGUAAAUGUGCUCAUGUGUCUUAUAAGGAAGUGGUGGGAGACUGAAGAUGAUUAAGGUGUUAUUUAAUACAAGAUGCUGAAUAAUAAAUGGAAACAUUGGAAGAUGAAGAGAAGGACUAGUUUUAAGGUGGUAUUGGAAAGUGAGCAAACAUGGAUUCGAGGAGAUGAGUCAGAGGAAGGAAGGUGAUUAAAUACUUGGAUGGAACUGGAAAUGUGUCAGUCUUGAAAGAAGAAUAGUUAGACAUCAAAGGAAUAGUUUUCUGUUUCUUUAAGUUCUGACGUUGAACGUUAAAAUAAGCGGGUGUUGAGAAAGUGAGAAUGAUGAUUUCACUGUUAAAUUUUAGAGAAAAAAAGGAGGGUGUUUAUCCCAAGAAGCAUGACAGAACCACUGCAUAAUGUGAAAUAUGAGGUGCUAUUGACUCAAAACAAAACCUCACCUCACCAAAAUCAACUCUGAUUGCGUUUAACCUCCGGCUAUAAAACAUUCCUUUUUUUAUUGUGCCAAACCGAAUAGGACCACAUUGCGUUUGUGUGUUGUUGUCACCAGCCGGCACAAUGGGCUUUGUGAAGUGAGAUGGGCGUCUCCAGCCACGGCCAUGCUCUCAUCUGUAUGCUGUCAUCCUUGAAAACUGGAACACCACACUGUAAAAGAACUUCAUAUUAAGUGAUUUAGAUGAGGACUUGUUGAUUAAGUAUAUUUGUAUAUGUCAGUUUGAUACAGUCAGGUGAUUGUAGGAACCUAGAAUCCCUUUUGCUACUGUAUUAGGAAAUAAGCUUGAACCUUACUUAAUCUCAAGACUUUUUUCGAAGUCGGCCUGCUCUGCGUUUUGUAUUUAAUACCUCUCCAAACAGAUGACAGUGUCUUUGAGGUAAUCUUGAUCCAGCUCAAAGCAAAGUGAAGCUAUCUCGCUCCUCUUGUAGCGGAGUCUGUAAAAAUAGAUUUUAAGAUGUAAGUAGUUAAAUCUCAGAAAUAGACAAACUUGUUUUGCAUUGCAGUGAUGUCAGGGAUCUCACUUUGCCGGAUGACGGAACGCUCAAAUGGACGCAGCGGCUCAUGUUCGCUGCCAUUGUUUAUCUGUCACUUGAACAUGACUUAUGCUGUAGCGUUGAGCUCGUUGUUUUGUACAGCCAUUGUGCUGUGUUAUUUUCAGCAGCUAGUCACUCGGUGGCCUCCGUUGUGUGUGUCUGUGUGAGCGCUCAUUGUCUGAGCGAGAGGUGCUCAGCUGGCAGCCGGGCCGUCGUCCUCAAGAAGUGGAGCGCCGCUGAUGUCACCCAACAUUCCUGUUUGUUCUCUUUGAGCGCAGUCAGACUGAAGGAUACUGUAUGUUAGUAAAACCAGCCACAAGCACAAGCAAAUAAAUGUUGAAGAGAUGUAUGUUUAUUUUGCAUUUUAUAUUGUUUUUUUUAAUGUAUGAGCAUUCUGAUUGCAUUUGAAAUUACUACAAAAAAAAAAAGACAUAAUCCGUUUGUAUUCUGAUCAGCUGCAGGCUAAUAUAUAGGCAUCACAAAGCAAACUGAAAAAGCUCAUUAAAGAUUGUAGAAAAUA
Molecule: messenger RNA, 4314 nt
Organism: Amphiprion ocellaris (clown anemonefish)
Lineage: Eukaryota; Metazoa; Chordata; Actinopteri; Pomacentridae
Gene: stk17b
Product: serine/threonine kinase 17b (apoptosis-inducing)
Exons: 7
Coding region: 425-1498 (357 amino acids)
Biological process (GO): protein phosphorylation; intracellular signal transduction; positive regulation of apoptotic process
Cellular component (GO): nucleus
Molecular function (GO): protein serine/threonine kinase activity; ATP binding
Source: RefSeq, a predicted model, not a curated record